Molecule: messenger RNA, 654 nt
Organism: Limulus polyphemus (Atlantic horseshoe crab)
Lineage: Eukaryota; Metazoa; Arthropoda; Merostomata; Xiphosura; Limulidae
Product: cuticle protein 16.8-like
Exons: 2
Coding region: 1-654 (217 amino acids)
Cellular component (GO): chitin-based extracellular matrix
Molecular function (GO): structural constituent of chitin-based larval cuticle
Source: RefSeq, a predicted model, not a curated record
AUGGUGCAGGCUGUCAUCUUUGUUGUUGUCCUGGUAACGGUUUCUGCUGGUGUUCCGUUUCCUUCUGAUGAUCCUGCUGCGCCACCUUACGACCAUCCUCUGCCUGUUUAUGCUCCUGAACCACCUCAUGAGCUGGAAGUUCCUGAACCUUACAAUUUUGGUUACGAGACUACUGACGAGUUCGGUAACCUUCAGUCUCGUCAUGAAGAAGCUGACGGUACUGGUGUUGUAAGGGGAUCCUACGGAUACACCGAUGUCUAUGGAAUUUACCGCCAGGUUGAAUAUGUGGCCGACGCUGAUGGUUAUCGCGCUGUGGUGAAAACUAACGAACCUGGUACCGCAAAUGCUAAUCCCGCUAACGUAGAAGUUUUUGCUGAAGAAGCUCUAAUUCCUAAUCCAGAAGCUCCGGCUGCAGUUCCCCAACCCAUAUCUCCAGCUCCAGUUCCAGUUUCUUAUCCUGUAGUUCCAGCUCCAAUCCCCAGUUAUCAACACCCUGUGUCUCUGCUUCACCAGGCAUAUAGCUACAAACCUGUUCUCUAUUCUCAUCCUGCCCCUUAUGCUCCCGAGGUCAAGGUUCCAGCCCCCAGGUAUGUUCCAUCUUACCCUGCAACUAUUACCACUGAUGCAUCUAAAGAAGAAAAACAGUCUGAAUAA